Molecule: messenger RNA, 1104 nt
Organism: Cokeromyces recurvatus
Lineage: Eukaryota; Fungi; Mucoromycota; Mucoromycetes; Mucorales; Mucoraceae
Exons: 6
Coding region: 1-1104 (367 amino acids)
Source: RefSeq, a predicted model, not a curated record
AUGCUUGACCUGAAUAGUAAAGUUGUUUUGCCAAACAAAAAAGAGCUCGAAUUCUUUAAACAAAACAGUUUGUCUAACUGGAGUUUCAAAGAUUUUAUGCAACAUUGUCAACUUAAAAAUCGCAUGUCCUUAAAAAUUGAUAAAGUAAUUAAUCAGUAUAAACUAUGUCUCAACAACAUAAAGCAAUGUGUACAAGACAACGAUGUGAAAAGAUAUGUUGAAAAUUUAUUGGAAGAGAUCAAUAAUAAACCCACUGAAGACCCAUCAAAAACUACCGUCAACCAUAUCCAUUAUGUCAACUACGGAACUACUAACGUAAUGGAAGCACAUAGCGCAAUAACAGUUGAACAAUACGACAAGAAAAGAAAAGUUACUGAGGAUCCACAAACAUCUUUAACAGAGGCACAAUUGGAAGUAUUACCAACAACACACUCUAAUCUAUCUUUGUCACCAGAACAUUACGAUCCAUCACUUUAUGAUCCGUGGGAAGAUACAGAAAGUGAAGAAGAAAUAGUAGUAGAAGAAGAUAUUGAGAUGAAUGUCUGGGAUAUAUGGAAGAAAAUCCUUGAUACUAUGCAGAGAGAUGGUGAUAUCAAUAAGUAUAGCUUGGAACAUUUAAACAUUAUUCAACUUGGAAACAAGCUUGGCUCCAGGAUAACACGAGAAUAUUACCCCAAAAAUUUAAUCAAAAAAACUGGACUCACAUUUGAAGAGAUAUCGUGCUCAUUCAUUAAAGAUAAUAGAUUCUACAAUAACAUAUUUGAUACUAUCGCUCUUUCGGAUGAGUUUUCCUCAAAUAAAGUACUGGUUGAAACGGCCUCGCCUGUAUUUAACGUCAGUGGAUUGUUUAUUGACGAUAGUGAUGUUUAUAAUAACGAAACAAGUUACAACUACUAUAUUCUGUGGCCAAUUCUAAACUCUUUAUCAAAAUCAAUCCAGAAUACUAAGUUUUCAUUAGGUGAAAAGAGAUCAGACGCUGUUUCCCAGGAGCUAAAUUUGAUCUACGAUGACAAUCGACAUUUCUAUAAUGCUGAUGGUAUCAUUUCAAAUACAGAAAGUGAGAUCGAAAUAGCAAUCUUGGAAACAACAGUUCCCUUACUUUAA